AUGCCUGUCCCCUGGGAGGCUUUAAUUCCAACUGUUCUCCUUGUUUCCAUGUUUGGCGUGACAGGAACACUAGCAAACAUCAGCUUUCGCGCUCAAAAUCAGUGGAAGCCGCCGCGGUAUGGCUUAGAGAGCUGGGACGAGAUGAUGAUUGCGCGGGACAAUAAACUAACAGGGCAUAAUCGUGGACAGACAUCGGACCCUGUAAUUCCACCACCAUCUUCGUCUUGA
Mycena indigotica is the source of this 228-nucleotide messenger RNA. RefSeq lists its product as uncharacterized. Bases 1 to 228 code for a protein of 75 amino acids. The transcript is spliced from 4 exons. The record is from RefSeq and is a predicted model, not a curated record. Lineage: Eukaryota; Fungi; Basidiomycota; Agaricomycetes; Agaricales; Mycenaceae.